AUGCUAUCAUGCUUCGGUUGCUUUGGCUCGCGCAGCGAUGAGAGCGAGCGCGAGCCGCUGCUGCCGCGAUACAACGACGACACGACACUGCAGACGCGCCUCCACGAGAAGCUCCACACAUAUCAGAUGCUGCGGGCCAUGUCCAAGGGAUACAUGCCCACUAACGCACAGGCAAUCAUUCACCUGCGCACGCUGCUUUCCGCCCAGGUCCUGAAUCCGCAUGGCGACGAGUUGAGCCCGUCGGGACGAGCGCUGGUCCGCAGCCUGAAGCUUUGGUUGACGCAGCUCAUCGCGCUUCUUCAACACAAAAACGCAGAGGAUCAGAUCCAGGAUUUCGUUUGGUAUCUGGCCAAAGCGCGGCUGGAUGUGGAUGUGGACGACAUCGAGGUGAGGGCGACGGGCGCAAAGGUCAAGGCAGAUGUGACGUCGACAUACCGGAGCUUACAAACUGUGGGCUCGCUGCUUCUGAACAACUCCGACUUUCGAAUCUUCUUAUCCGACUUGAGCACCGUGGGGAGGGAGGUGCUUCACGAUACGGCCUUUACUCUGGCCGAUGUGUCCAAGAAAGCAGGCGAGGCCAUCGAGCCCGACAAGAAGAGCCAGGACGCGUUGAAGCACCCGAAUGGAGACUCCAAGCCCGCUCCGUCAAAUCAGGAUCUCAAAGAUGAACUGGCCAAGGUUUCCGAGGCUGUGGCAGAUGGUGCGGCGGAGGUUAUCGAUGAAGCUGGCCAGAGCUUGACGGAGCACGUCGGAGGAGAGGAGGGAGAGACGCUCAUCCACCGCCUCAAGGAAACCGUCCUCAAUCUUCGACAGCACACUGACUACUCGGAAUCCGUGUCCACCCUGUCUCGCCUCAUCCGGCGGUACCUCCUGGCCUACUCGCACGCCGCCGCGGAGACGAUCCAAGCCGUCGAAGAGGACACGCACACCAACGCCGAGGCCGACAGGGCGCUGCACAACUUCUGGCUCUUCCUCACCUCGCUCGGCAACCGCGAGGACUGGCAGGGCGUGGAGAAGUCGUUCGCGGCGGUCAUGGAGGACGGCCAGACGGAUCCCAACUUCGACGAGCUCGUGCGGCAGGUGGGCAACCUGGUGCAGGACAUGCUGAUGGACCCGGACUUCUUCGACGAGGCCGAGGAGCGGUUUCGGGAGCUGCGCAAGAAGUCGGAUGAACUCGUGGCAAAGUCGUCGAUUCGGGAUGACUUGGAUGCGCUCCUCGCCAGCCUGCACUCGGCGCUGCGCUCUGUCGUGGCUGACGCGGACAUUAAGAAACUCAUCCACGCCAGCAAGAGAAUCGCCACUCUCCUUUCCCCGGCCGGACAGAGCACCAACGGGGAACUGAUAUCUGACUCGGCCAACAUCUUUGUGCCAAUGCUCAUUCAAGCCGUGCAGUACAUCCCCAUACCCCGUGUCGAAGUGGCGUCGCCAGCCAUCGACCUGUUGCUGGAGAACCUCAUCCUCGAACCAGGACGGACAGUCAACCACAGCUCCUUCUUCCCCUACAAGCUCAAGAUUUCAACACAGAACGAUGUCGAAGUCCGCAAAGCACGGUUCGGGACCAAGUCGUCCAUGACGUCGUUGCUGAAUGUCACAGUGUCCGGGCUGUCUAUUGCUGCAGAUGACCUGGGCUACUGGCUACGUCUACACUCCGGCCUACUUCGGAUGGCCGACGAGGGCCUUGCAGGGUUCUACCUGGACGAGCGCGGCGUCGACAUCUCUCUCGACAUUGAGAUUGGGCGGGAAAACCUGGAGCAAAUGGUGGUCCUGCGGGGAGUCGACGUGCACAUCCACCACCUCAACUACACGCUCAGCAAGUCCAAGUUUGCGUGCCUGGCGUGGCUCCUCAAGCCCCUGAUACGACCAAUGGUGAAGAAGGCGCUCGAGGUCAAGCUGGCAUCCGCCAUCUCCGAGGGCAUCCACACGCUGAACCGGGAGCUACUCUACGCACGGGAGCGGCUGCGAGCGACGCGGAUCGCCAACCCCAGCGACGUGUGGACCUUUGUGCGCGCCGUGCUGGCCCGCCUGGUGCCAGCGGGCGACCCAGACAUCGACACGCGGGUGGGCGUCCUGGCGGCGGGCAAGGGCGUGUUCCGGGGACGCUACGCGCCGGGAAGCCUGGUCAGGCUGUGGGAGAGGGAGGGCCGCGAUGCGGAGCAGCGGGUGGCCGAGUACGAGCAGGACGGGUGGAAGAAUGUCAUCUUUGACGUCAAGACGCGGUCGGUGUGA
Molecule: messenger RNA, 2226 nt
Organism: Ilyonectria robusta
Lineage: Eukaryota; Fungi; Ascomycota; Sordariomycetes; Hypocreales; Nectriaceae
Exons: 1
Coding region: 1-2226 (741 amino acids)
Molecular function (GO): lipid binding
Source: RefSeq, a predicted model, not a curated record